Rhopalosiphum padi (bird cherry-oat aphid) is the source of this 2146-nucleotide messenger RNA. Its product is annotated as bifunctional purine biosynthesis protein ATIC. Bases 202 to 1980 code for a protein of 592 amino acids. NCBI's taxonomy places the organism in Eukaryota, Metazoa, Arthropoda, Insecta, Hemiptera, Aphididae. The record is from RefSeq and is a predicted model, not a curated record. Gene Ontology annotation, biological process: 'de novo' IMP biosynthetic process. Gene Ontology annotation, cellular component: cytosol. The transcript is spliced from 9 exons. Gene Ontology annotation, molecular function: IMP cyclohydrolase activity; phosphoribosylaminoimidazolecarboxamide formyltransferase activity.
AAUCAGCUCCAGGCUAGUGGUGGUGUGCGGCGUGGCGCUAGUGUUACCUCCUACCGGACUAUAAACCGCAGACAGCGUCACAGAGCCAAUUUCAGUGAAUGAUUCAACACGUGUUUAUACUUUCAAAUAGUACCUGUUAGUGUCGGAACUUUUAAAUAAUUUCAACUUUCGUUGUUAUUAAAAUAGGUAUAUUCCGAAACUAUGGCACCUACUGACAACUUAGCUCUUAUUAGUGUAUCGGACAAAACUGGAUUAUUAGAUCUAGCAAAAAGCUUAGUAGAAGCUGGUUUCAAGUUGUUGGCAAGUGGAGGAACUGCUUCUUUUAUAAAGAAUGAUGCAAAAUUACCAGUUACUUGCGUUUCCGAAUUCACUGGCGCACCAGAAAUACUUGGGGGUCGAGUGAAAACUUUACAUCCAGCAAUUCAUGGAGGUAUAUUAGCUCGUUUAAUACCUGCUGAUCAAGAAGAUUUACAGAAGAACAAUUAUAGCCUCAUAAAAGUAGUAGUAUGUAAUUUAUAUCCGUUUGAAAAGGUUAUAGCAAAAUCGGAUACUAAUGUUGAAGAUGCUGUUGAAAAUAUUGAUAUUGGUGGUGUAACACUAUUGAGAGCUGCUGCCAAAAAUCAUGAACGUGUCACAGUACUUUGUGAUCCUACAGACUAUUUUGAAAUAUCCAAAGAAAUAUCAUUGAAUAAAGAUACACUUCUAGAAACUCGGAAAAAAUUAGCGUUGAAGGCAUUUACGCAUACAGCAACUUAUGAUGAUUGUAUAUCAGAUUAUUUUCGUAAGAAAUUUGCAGGUGGUGAGAGUCAAAUGAAUUUAAGGUAUGGCAUGAAUCCUCACCAAUGUCCAGCACAACUUUUCACUACAGAUUUAAAAUUACCAUUAAAAGUAAUUAAUGGUUCUCCGGGAUACAUAAAUUUAUGUGAUGCUUUUAAUAGCUGGCAGUUGGUUAAAGAACUUAAAGAGGUAACUGGUCUUCCAGCUGCUACAUCUUUUAAACAUGUCAGUCCAGCUGGAGCUGCUUUAGGCAUACCAUUAACUGAAAUUGAAGCUUCAUUGUGUAUGGUGAGUGAUUUACUUGAAAUUAUGACUCCGCUUGGAUCUGCUUAUGCUCGAGCCAGAGGAGCUGACCGAAUGUCUUCCUAUGGAGAUUUUAUUGCUUUAUCACAUUCUUGUGAUUUAGUUACUGCUAAAAUUAUUUCUAGAGAAGUUUCUGAUGGUGUAAUUGCACCUGGAUAUAGUGAUGAAGCUUUAAAUUUGCUUAAAAAAAAAAAAAAUGGAAAUUACUGUGUAUUGCAAAUUGAUUCAAAUUAUACACCUAAGCCUGUAGAGCGUAAAGUUUUGUUUGGAAUGACCUUAGAACAGAGACGUAAUGAUGGAAAAAUUGAUGAAAAUCUUUUUACCAAUAUUGUAACUAAAAGACAAGAUAUGACAGAAGCAGCUAAACGUGAUUUGAUUCUUGCUACUGUAACAUUGAAGUACACACAAAGUAAUUCAGUGUGUUAUGCUUUCAAUGGUCAAGCUAUAGGAAUUGGAGCUGGACAACAAUCCAGGAUACACUGCACUAGACUAGCUGGUGAUAAAGCUGAUAACUGGUGGUUGAGGCAACAUCCAUAUGUUUUAAAUAUGAAAUUUAAAAAAUCGGUUAAAAGAGCUCAGAUAGCAAAUGCCAUUGAUGAUUACAUUGGUAAAACUAUUGGAAAUGGCCUUUCACGUACUAGAUGGGAAAGUUUGUUUGAUGAAGUUCCUGCUGAGCUUACUUCUGAAGAGAGACAAGCCUGGGCUGCUAAAUUAAAAGGAGUUGUAUUGUCAUCAGAUGCAUUUUUCCCAUUCAGUGAUAACAUUGAAAGAGCCGUUCAGAGUGGAGUUGAAUAUGUAGCUUGCCCAUCUGGUUCAACAAAUGAUCAAGAAGUUAUCAAUUACUGCAAUGAACAAAACAUUGUGUUGACUCAUACAAACUUGCGUUUAUUCCAUCAUUAAUAUAUUAAAAUCGAUUAUCUUAUAUAAUUUACAUUACACAGUUUAUUUUUGUUACAUUCCUCAAUUGUAAUAUGUAAGCUAAGAAAAUUGAAUAUCAUAGAAGCUUAUAUUGUAAACAUUUUCUAAACUAUUUCUAUUUGAAAUAAAUAAUCAACGAUAAAUUAAA